This is a messenger RNA of Fundulus heteroclitus (mummichog), 7090 nucleotides long. It is a transcript of the gene parp4, whose product is annotated as poly (ADP-ribose) polymerase family, member 4. The record is from RefSeq and is a predicted model, not a curated record. The coding region runs from base 103 to 5793 and encodes 1896 amino acids. Gene Ontology annotation, molecular function: NAD+ poly-ADP-ribosyltransferase activity. The transcript has 39 exons. Lineage: Eukaryota; Metazoa; Chordata; Actinopteri; Cyprinodontiformes; Fundulidae.
GUUGUGACUUCCAUCGCUACAGUCAGCUCGUGGCUGUUCUCCACAGCUGACUGAUAAUUUACCCUGAGAGAAAACCAGUUUCAGUUCCUGCUUCAAACCAGAAUGGGUGUGUUUGACAAUUGCUCAGUGCUCCUGGAGCUAAAAAAUGUGCCACUUAAGGAGAAGAAUAAGCUGAAAUCAGCAGUGACGAAGAACGGAGGCAGCAUUUGCUUUAUCGUCAACAAAAAGUGCUCUCUGGUGGUGACCAACGAGUUGUCCAACCUGAGCUCCAACAGGCAACGCAGUAUCCAGAAGCACCAGACGCCGGUGGUCGGUUUGGAUUAUGUGUACAACUGUGUGGAGAGAGGAGUUCGCCUGUCUGUGGACGGGUACAAGAUGAAUACUUCAUCUACUUCAUCAUCUUCAGCUCCUCCUCAAGUGACCUCAUCGAAGAGCGCUCCAGUUAUUCAUAAAGUCGAACUUCCCAAAGGUCCAGGCUCAUCAGUGCAAACCGCUGUAGAAAGAAAUGCCCAGAAGUUCAGAAUUUACCAUGAACGGGACUCUGAUCUCCCGCCGUUCCCAGAUGAUUUCCAGGUUGCAAAGUACUCCAUUUUUGGACAGAACAAAGGCAACAAGUGGUGCGUGUUGGAGCUGCAGAGCGCCAGAGCUGAGCAGGGGCGGCGCUAUCGCGUGGUCAGGUACUGGCAGGAAGACGUGACGGCAAAGAAGGCGUCUGUGAUGGAUCGCCUGGUGUUCCUGUCCACCUCAGAAGAAGCUCUGGACGUGUUCAAGGAACAGAACAAAGAACUGGAGCGCUCUUACCUGCAGAGGAUGAGCAGUGUACCUGCGGAGGCGUCACACCUGGGCUCCGCCCCCCUGCAGCAGCUGCUGCUGGAGGAGAAGCUGAACUCGGCCACGCUCUCCCAGGAGGUGGCGGUGUUUGUGGAGAUGCUGUGGACCGAAGCCCUGGGUCGCCUGGGAAGCAUCCUCCUGGUUCCCAUCUCCAAGCUCAGCCUGAACGACGUGAGCAGAGCUGAGGGCCUCCUGCUUCAGGCUCAGAAGGAACUGAAGGAAGGAAAUCAGCCCGAGGCGGCGUCUCUCCUGAAAGAGGUUUUCGACCUGCUGCCUCACAGGGAGCCCAGACCACCGUUCCCUACGGCCAAGUUUCUGUCUCAGAAGCUGGAUCUCUGUCAGUUAAUCCGGGAUGUUCUCAACGUGAGCGAGAUGACGCUGAGCAGCCCCGAGCUUUCCAGCGUGGGGAAGUACCGCGCCCUCCGCUGCAGCAUCGACGCCGUUUCCCCCAGCAGCGCUGUUUUCCAGAACAUCGCCGCCCUGCUGGCCGACAGGCCCGUGCAGAUCCAGCAGAUCGUGCGUGUCAGCAGGGCCGUGGAGCUUCAGACCUUUCAGAGCGACCUGGGCAACAUUAAGCCCCUCCUCCAUUCGUCCAGCCCCAGUAACUUUGUAGGAAUCCUGUCCAGAGGUCUGCUGCUUCCCCGUGUCGGAGUGGAGCAUCAUGGGAUCGAGAGAACCGACGUGGGGCACCUCGGUAGCGGCAUUUACUUCAGUGAUGCUGUGAGCACCAGCCUGAAGUACUCCAAACCCAGCGACACGGACGGAUCUCGGCUCCUGCUGGUCUGUGACGUGGCUCUGGGCUCAUGCAGGGACGUCCAUAGCAGAGACACGAGUCUCACCAAGGCUCCUGAGGGUUUCCACAGCGUUCACGGAGUCCGACGCUCCAACAAAAAGACGUCUGAGUUCCAGGACGACGAGUACGUGGUCUACUCUCCAGACCAGGUGAAGAUAACCCAUGUGGUCCAGUUCAGGGUGGAAGGAGACCAGCUGAAAGACUUCAGUCCUGACAUCAGCCUGACUGCAGAGCCGGCUCAGCCCGCCAUGGACAUCGAGAUGUCCUCGGAUUAUGAUGAAGAGGAUCUGGAAGAGGUCAGGAACCCCCUGCAGGACGUCACAGCGGGACUGUUGGACAGCUCCGGCCAGCAGCUCCCCCUGCAGGCCGUCCAUGUGAAGUGCAAACUGAUGGAUCUGCUCUCUCAGGUCAUCAUCUUCCAGAAAUACACCAAUCAGAGCUCAGUGCCCAUUGAGGCCAAGUACGUCUUCCCGCUGGAUGAUUCGGCGGCGGUGUGCGGAUUUGAAGCUUUCAUUAACGGGAAACACGUGGUGGGGCAGGUGAAGGAGAAGGAGACGGCUCGUCGGGAGUACAGACGGGCCAUAGAGAAGGGCCACGGGGCGUACCUCAUGGACCAGGACGCUCCUGACGUGUUCACCAUCAGCGUGGGCAACCUGCCGCCCGGAGCCACCGUCCUCAUCAAGGUGACCUUUGUGUCCGAGCUGGUGGUCCGAGACGGGAGCAUCGUGUUCUCCCUGCCGGGCAGCGUGGCUCCGUGGCAGGAGAGCUCGGCGCUCAACCAGACCACACAGGUCUCCGUGCAGAAGGUUUGUGUGGCUGAUGAAGCAGCAAGAGAGUUCUCAUUGGACAUGUCGGUGGAGAUGCCCUACGAGAUCUUAAGCCUGAACUGCAUCACCCAUCAAGUCAAAAUGAAGAGGACAGACACCAAGGCCGUGGUCAGUGUUCUGCCGGGUCAGGUCAUGGGUCCAGACGGUUUCCAGCUGUCUGUCACUCUCUCUGAGGUUCAUCUUCCCAGAAUGUGGGUGGAGAAACACCCAGACAAGGACAGCCAGGCCUGCAUGCUGGUUUUCUACCCGGACUUUGAGUUCGACUCCGGUUCUGGAGCCAGAGAAGUUGUACUUUUGCUGGACUCGUCUGAGUCCAUGAGGGGGGAGCCGUUCCAUCUGGCCCAGAAAGUCGCCCUGCAGGUUUUAAGGAAUCUGAAGAACAACGUCAGAAUCAACCUAAUUUUGUUUGGAACAGAUCACACCGAAGCUUUUCUCACAGCUAAGCGGCUCGGUGAAGUCCAAGCUGAGGCCAAGAAGUUCAUCAAGAGCUGCUCGUCAAUAGGGGGCAGCACUGAGCUGUGGCGGCCUCUCCGCGCCCUCAGCCUGCUGCCGCCGUCCUCCGGCGUGCGUAACCUGCUGCUGCUGUCUGACGGCCACGUUCAGAACGCCGCAGCCACCCUGCAGCUGCUGCGAGACAACGCUCAGCACAGCCGCCUCUUCACCUGCGGCCUCAGCUCCACAGCCAAUCGCCACAUGCUGAGAGCGCUGGCUCAGGCAGGGGGCGGGGCUUAUGAGUUUUUCGACACCAAAGCUAAGCACACCUGGGCUGAGAAGGUGGCGCGUCAGGUGAAGCGCAUGUCGUCCCCCGGCUGCAGCUCCGUCUCUGUGAAGUGGCAGCAGUUCAACCAGAGAGCUGCUCCUCCUCUGCAGGCGCCCAAGCAGCUGCACGCUCUCUUCAACGACUGCCACACGCUGGUUUACGGCUUUGUGGCCCACUGUACUCAGGCGACUCUUCUUGGAGACUUACGUGGUCAGGAGCUUAAAACCAUGGUGUCCACCACGGAGCUGCAGAAGACCAGAGGAACGUUUCUUCAUAAGCUCACGGCGAGGGCCCUGAUCAGAGACUACGAGGAUGGAAGCCUGGACACCACCGAAGCUGAACACGAGGGAAAGAAAGCGGAGCUGAAGUCCUUCAUCAUCAGUCUGAGCAAAGAGUUCUCCAUACUGUCCCAGUUCACCAGCUUCGUCGCCAUCGAGGAGAGGGACUCUGAAGGAGCAGAGGAGGGCGUCACUGACAUCCCAAAGCUGAUCGCAGAGGAGGAUGUGGACAUCCUGCCCUACGUCAGCUGGACUUCUCCUCAGGACGAGAAAGCUUUUGACGAAGAUAAGUAUUUAAACGUUUUGAAAGCUGAGGAGAUGCUUGGAAGGUCCAUGGAUUUUAAAGAAAUGCCAUUCGCUUUUACUGGAUCUGGUUCCGGCAGUGAGAAAUCUGAAGAGAGCGACGACGAUAUGGGCUUUGGAGCCUUUGAUGAUGUGAUUGAAAGCUCUGCUGGUGCAACUAUUGCAAAGCCUACGAGCGUCACAACCCUUCGGUCCCCAGCGACUCGUUUUCAAGAACAACCACAAUUCUCAUCCUACAUGUAUUCCAGAGAAUCAGAGACUUGGGGUUCCCUUCCCAAGCCUCCUAGUCUUCCACCCCCACAGCCCAGCGAGUCUGGUGUGGAAAUGUCAGCUUCCAUCCGGUCUGAGUGUGCAGACAUGUCCUCUAGCGAUGCACGUAUGGCCCCCGCUACGUUUGAACGGUUAGCUCUUGGUAAACUCAUGGCCCCCACUACGUUUGGUGCUGCACAGAGAGGACCCCAGGGUUCUCCACCCGUUGCUGUCGCCGCCACCGCCGCAAGUUUCCGCCCAAAGCCGUCAGCUCUUCGUUCUGCCCAGUCAGCAUCGUUUGUAUUUGGUUCUCCACCCGUUGCCCCCCCCCGUUUCAGUGUAGCACAAACAGCUGGUUUGUUUGGCCGUGUAGAAUCACCUAUAAUGGGUUCUGCACUCCACUUUGGUUCUGCGCUCCCACCUGUUUGUUCUACCCGUCCACCAUCAGCUAGGUAUGAGGAUUCAAUAGCAGCUCUUGUUUCUGCGAGAGCAGAACCAAUUCCUCGUGUAAUGGGACGUAGAGACUCAGGUUCUGCAGAUGAUGUUCCAAGUACGCUAUGUUCAGACAUCUGCAUGGACGAACCAAUGGACUCACGCCCCAAAAGUCUUGCACGAAAUGCUAAACAUUUCAUCUGUGCAGCUCCUGCACCAGAGUCUUCUUCCCCUGAGCGUUCUUCAGAUCCACUGCCACCCCCACCUCCCCCUGUCAAACACGCCCAGGAGAUCUCGAAUUUUCCAGAACCAGCAAGUCAAAUAGAAAAAAUGAAGCGGCUUUCAAGGUUACUAGCAUCCAGGCACCUUCAAAGGCCAGACGGUUCUCCUUUAAAAAUGAGUAGUUCAUUACCGUCAACUCGUCCUGCUGAGCCCAUGGGCAUUCUUCCAGCUGAAAGGUUUUCUGCUCGUUCAUUCUGGGAGGAGGCAGCUCCUCCUCCUCCUCCUCCUCCUCCUCCCGUCAAACAAGCCCAGGAGAUCUCGAAUUUUCCAGAAACAGCUAACCUUACUCUAAGUCAAAUUCAACAAGGUAAGCCGCUUUCGAAGUUAAAAGCAUCCAAGCGCCUUCCGAGAAUUCAGUCAACUCGUCGUGCUGAGCCCUCUCGCAUUCGUCCAGCUGAAAGGUUUUCUGCUCGUUCAUUCCGGGAGAAGGUAUUUCCUAUUGUUUCUACUGUCUCCUUACGCAUACUUAAGAAGGCUUCAGUCAUGGAUCCAUGUCCUGAUACUGAGGGUGUACAGCUGCACCGUAGGUCCAGAGAUCCAGACCCAGAAGAACUGAGACAGAAGUGGUCACGCAUCUUCCUGCUGCAGCACGCGGACGGAUUCUGGGAGUUGACGGUUGAGCUGGGGGAGCUGAUCAAUCUCAACGUAGACGCGUUCGCCAACGUGUUCCUGAAGAACAGAGGCAUCCAUUCCCUGGGUGCAAAGGCCCACGCUGACAUCCUGAAGCUGGUGGCGACGCUGCUGGUGCUGCAGCUGAUGAGGGUGGAGAAGCUGGAAGAAGGAAAACUGCUGCAGAGUCUGUUCCGCCUGACGGAGCCGUCACAGUCCAGGUCCGAGCGCUGGCAGCGGGUGAAGAAGGCGGUGGACUGGGUGUGCUGGGCCGACCGGCAGUACCCGUGCAUCUGCAGCCGGCUGGAGUUCGGUUGGAGCUGGGAAUCCUCCACCCGCCAGCUGCUGGGCUUCGAACGCCUCCCUCCGUCCUCGCCUCUCGUCAGUCUGGACCUGCAGAAGACCGCGGCGCCGCUGCUGGUCCACUGAGGCGGUUUCUUUUAAAAAGGGGGAAAUUCACGUGUUUCAGAAGCUGCUUUUAAUCACAGUUAGCUGUACCGAUAAAAAUCACACACACAGAUGGUGUCGGGGAAAAUAUCACGCAGAAAUGCAGUCAGACCAAAAUGUUAACAAUCAGAAACCGGAGAAAAUGAUUAACGCCACAAAGUUCCUUCAGAAAGCCAAGCUGUGGCGCUGCACUUCUCUGAUAAACGAACACGAAUAGUUCAUAAUUAUGUUUGUUGGGCCGAUUUUCAUUGUUUAUGGAAUUCAUGUUUGGGUUUCCUGUUGAUGAAGUUUCUGAAUGAAAUUAGCCGGUAUUUAAAUUCAUAAUUAGUUUUUUUUUUUUUUUUUGCUGUUUGUUUGUGACACAGGGAGAAGCGUCCCGUUAGAAACCUGAAACAUGGCGGUUUGGAGAAAUGUUUGGUGUUUUUUGCUAUGGUGAAUUUUUAAAGUUAAGUUACCUCCUGCUGUUUUAACUCGCCUUGCUUUACAUAUAAAAUGCUUUUUGCUGGUCAUGGUAACAAAGAUAUAAAGGUAGAAAUAAUCCGGACAUAUUUGUGGCAACAGUCAACUUGAAGCAACAAUAUUAUUCAUUAUCUGUGAUAUAAACCUUAACAGAGGCCUUUUAAACACUUUUAGGCACGUAAAGAAAGUCCUCCAACGGAUCCUACUAAGGUGGUUUAUUUUUAUACGCAUUUGUCUUUGAUUAUUUUUUAUAAAAGUGAAAUAUUAAACACAUCUAAUUAUGGGUUAAUGAAUCUGAUUAAAAUUCAGAGGAAAUGGAACAUACACGACUUUCUGGUCCUGUUUUGGUUUUUAAAUGUUUCAUGAUGGGAAUCUGUUGUAGAAACUUUAUAACUUUUUUGAUGAAUUAACUUGUGCUCAUAAUUUUUUAUUUUUUUUAAUCAACUUUAUCUUUGUUAUAUGUGCUUUUUUCUAUCCAUGGCAAAUAAGGAAUAAAAUACAAAUUGUUAUCCAUUGUGGCACUUAAUCAAUCUUUUAAGUCUGUAGAUUGUACUCAAAAAGAAAUAAAAUAAUUUACUAGACAAUCAUGUUUAUUAUUUAACACAUUACAAGUGUCCUACUGUAAUAAAAGUUACACUGUUAUUCAUACAAGGCAACAUUUUAUCCUAGAAAACUUGACUGUCAUGGUGAAAAUAUCACACUAUGCUUGUAUGACAAGAUUGAAAAAGGUUAUAAAUGUCAUGUUGAAAAAUCUCACUCUAUUCUGUUUCAUGGUAAGAAGUCAUGCUACCCUGUCAUCAUAUAAUAAACCUAAAGUACA